AUGAGAACCGACGAAAUGCACCCUUGUCUCGAGAAUGCUAUUCUGAAUGCAAAGGGGACACAAUGGAGAACACUGCGCGGUUACCCUUCCUUUGGAUUUGUUAUAACGAAGCUAAAACAGAUGAUGCCUCAUAUCAGCGGGCAGGCUGACGUUCUUCUCGACCACCUGGGGGAAGUGUCCGACCUCGGGACAGAGCUGACCACGUUUGAAACGUUUCAGGCUUUGGCAAUGGACAACGUAGGCCGGGUCUUCUUUGGACUGAACAGCACAUUUCAGCACAACGUCCACGAUGCCUUCAUUUCCAAGGCUUUGAACGUUAUACCCCAAAUGAUGACCGGGCCCUCCCAUUUUAUUGCACGUAAGAAUUACCCGUCUGCCGCUGAUUCAGAAUGA
Messenger RNA from Ixodes scapularis (black-legged tick), 393 nucleotides. Its product is annotated as cytochrome P450 3A17-like. Gene Ontology annotation, molecular function: steroid hydroxylase activity; iron ion binding; heme binding. The coding region runs from base 1 to 393 and encodes 130 amino acids. The transcript has 2 exons. NCBI's taxonomy places the organism in Eukaryota, Metazoa, Arthropoda, Arachnida, Ixodida, Ixodidae. The record is from RefSeq and is a predicted model, not a curated record.